AAUCUUCAUUUAUAAUGGAACAGAGCCUUAGCUUGUUAGCCACUACUCAUCUUCUUCAACACACUCUUAGAAGCCUAUGUGUUCAUCAUAGCUCGCAAUGGGUCUAUGCAGUGUUUUGGCGGAUCCUCCCUCGCAAUUACCCACCUCCAAAAUGGGAAAAUCAAGGAGCUUUUGAUCGGUCAAGAGGAAAUUGGAGAAAUUGGAUUUUGGUGUGGGAAGAUGGUUUCUGUAAUUUUGCUGCGUCGGAGGCUGCCGGAGACUUUCCGGCGCCGUCGGUGGUGUAUGGUGUACAACCAUGUCGGGGUUUACAACCGGAGCUGUUCUUCAAGAUGUCACACGAGAUCUACAAUUAUGGAGAAGGAUUGAUCGGAAAAGUGGCGGCGGAUCGAAGCCAUAAAUGGAUUCAUAAUGAACCCAAUGAUAAUCAAGACAUUAAAUUCUUACCCACAUGGCAAAACUCCGCCGACUCCCAUCCUCGUACCUGGGAAGCUCAAUUUCAGUCGGGCAUAAAGACUAUUGCUUUGAUUGCGGUGAAAGAAGGUGUUGUCCAAUUGGGAGCGGUUCAAAAGGUGACGGAAGACUUGAGUUUCAUAGUACAAUUACGAAAGAAAUUAUGCUACAUCGAAAGCAUUCCGGGUGUUCUAUUGCCUCAUCCUCUAUGUUCAUCGAUUCCUUCUUUUCCUGAUGUCGGGGCAUCCACCGCAACGGCGUACGAGAGCCCGGAGAUGGGGUGGUUCCAAGGGAGCGGGUUGGGAGGUCCGGUUGAGAAUUUAAUGUACAAUAAUUUCAACCAGCAGCUAAGAAUAACGCCAUCUAUGAGUAGUUUGGAAGCGCUGCUGGCAAAGCUACCGUCAGUGGUGGCGCCGGCAGGAGAAGAGGUGGUGGUACGUCCCCAUCAGCAUCAGUCGGAGAGCUCGGCGCAGAGAACUUUGGAGCUUUUGGCAAUGGAAAAGGUUGCGAAAGUAGAGAAUCAUGACGACGACGACGACAACGACGACGAUCAGGUGGUUUAUUCACAACUCCUCCGUCGUUAUCAUGAUUGUGAUAUAACUACCACCUCCCAUAAUCAUGGAGUUUAGUUCUUUUUCUUUUUGCUUCUUUUAAUGUGACACUGCCUUUAUCAUCAUAUCAGGAUAUUAAUUAAUCUUAGUUUUUUUUUUUUUUUCUCGGUUCUACCUA
Messenger RNA from Cucurbita pepo subsp. pepo (vegetable marrow), 1179 nucleotides. RefSeq lists its product as uncharacterized. The record is from RefSeq and is a predicted model, not a curated record. NCBI's taxonomy places the organism in Eukaryota, Viridiplantae, Streptophyta, Magnoliopsida, Cucurbitales, Cucurbitaceae.